Messenger RNA from Eublepharis macularius, 3465 nucleotides. It is a transcript of the gene MED16, whose product is annotated as mediator complex subunit 16. Gene Ontology annotation, molecular function: protein binding. The record is from RefSeq and is a predicted model, not a curated record. The transcript is spliced from 15 exons. Lineage: Eukaryota; Metazoa; Chordata; Lepidosauria; Squamata; Eublepharidae. Gene Ontology annotation, cellular component: mediator complex. Gene Ontology annotation, biological process: positive regulation of DNA-templated transcription. The coding region runs from base 95 to 2584 and encodes 829 amino acids.
UACACAAAAAAGACCUCUCAACAGGCCGGCAAGAAUUGGCGCAGGCGCAGAACAGCAGGAUAGCUUGGAUGGGCGCUGCCCUCAGGACGCUACAAUGGAUUUGGCGUACAUCUGUGAGUGGGAGAAACGGCCGAAGAGCAACCACUGCCCCUCCAUCCCGCUGGUCUGUGCCUGGUCUUGCCGCAACCUGAUUGCUUUUACCACAGACCUCAAGAACGAGGAGGAAAAAGACCUCACCCACAUGAUCCACAUGCUUGACACGGAGCAUCCAUGGGACGUCUAUUCCAUUAAUUCUGGACACGUGGAGAUGAUCACCUGCUUGGAGUGGGACCAGUCUGGGUCCAGGCUUCUCUCUGCAGAUGCGGACGGCCACAUCAAAUGUUGGAGCAUGACAGACCACUUGGCCAACAGCUGGGAGAGCACCGUGGGCUGCAGUGUAGAGGGGGACCCUAUUGUGGCACUCUCCUGGCUGCACAAUGGCGUGAAAUUGGCUUUGCACGUGGAGAAGUCUGGAGCGUCGAAUUUUGGGGAGAAGUUUUCCCGGGUCAAGUUCUCCCCGUCACUGACCUUGUUCGGUGGGAAGCCCAUGGAGGGCUGGAUUGCAGUCACCAUAAGCGGCUUGGUCACCGUCUCGCUCCUCAAGCCGAACGGGCAGGUCCUGACCUCCACAGAGAGCCUUUGCCGCCUGCGCUGCCGGGUGGCCUUGGCGGACAUUGCCUUCACGGGCGGGGGCAACAUUGUGGUAGCCACCUCGGAUGGCAGCAAUGCCUCUCCGGUCCAGUUCUACAAAGUCUGUGUCAGCGUGGUCAACGAAAAGUGCAAGAUCGACACGGAGAUCCUUCCCUCCCUCUUCAUGCGCUGCACCACGGAUCCAGCUCGGAAGGACAAGUACCCAGCCAUCACCCACUUGAAAUUCUUUGCUCGGGAUAUGUCAGAGCAGAUGCUGCUGUGUGCCUCCAAUCAAAACAACAGCAUUGUAGAGUACUGGUCUCUGCGCAAAGAGGGUCUGCCAGUUAACAACAUCUUCCAAAAGCUGUCGCCCACAGUGGGGGACAAGCCGCCGAUGAUUCUGAAGUGGCGGAUCCUCUCGGCUACCAACGACCUGGAUCGGGUAUCAGCCGUGGCAUUGCCCAAGCUGCCCAUCUCCUUGACCAACACAGACCUGAAAGUGGCAAGCGACACCAAAUUCUUCCCUGGGUUGGGCCUCGCUCUCGCCUUCCACGAUGGCAGCGUUCACAUCAUCCACCGCCUCACGCUGCAGACGAUGGCGGUCUCCUACGGCUCCCAGCGCCCGGUUGAUGAACCGGCCAUCAAGAGGCAGCGGGCGGCCGGUCCCUCGGUCCACUUCAAAGCUGUGCAGAUGUCGUGGACAUCGCUGGCGCUGGUUGGGAUCGACAGUCACGGCAAGCUGAGCAUGCUCCGCAUCUCCCCCUCCAUGGGCCACGUCCUGGAUAUGAACAUGUCUCUCCGCCACUUGCUCUUCCUGCUAGAGUAUUGCAUGGUCACCGGCUAUGACUGGUGGGACAUCUUGCUUCACGUCCAGCCCGGUAUGGUGCAGAACCUGGUGGAAAAGCUGCAUGAAGAAUACAUGCGCCAGAAUGCAGCCUUGCAGCAGGUUCUCUCCACGCGCAUCAUCGCCAUGAAGGCUUCCCUGUGCAAGCUCUCCUCUGCCACGGUGGCCCGGGUGUGCGAUUACCAUGCUAAACUCUUCCUGAUUGCCAUCAGCUGCACCUUGAAGUCACUCCUCCGCCCCCCUCUCCUGAACACCCCGGACAAGAGCCCCGGGGACCGACUCACUGAGAUCUGUUCCAAAAUCACUGACGUCGAUAUUGACAAGGUGAUGAUAAACCUGAAGACGGAGGAGUUUGUCGUGGAAAUGACCACGCUGCAGUCACUCCAACAGCUGAUCCAGUGGGUGGGCGACUUUGUCCUCUACCUCCUCGCCAGCCUCCCAAAUCAGGGAACUGGCCCAGUCCGCCCAGGUCACAGCUUCUUGCGUGACGGUGCGUCGCUGAGCAUGCUGCGCGAAUUGAUGGUCGUGAUCCGGAUCUGGGGGCUCCUGAAACCCAGCUGCCUCCCCAUUUACACAGCCACUUCGGACACGCAGGAUAGCAUGUCCCUGCUCUUCCGCCUCUUGACCAAGCUCUGGCUUUGCUGUCGCGAUGAGAACCACCCCAGUGAGCCGGACGACGCCUUGAUUGACGAGUGCUGCCUCCUACCCAGCCAGCUGCUCAUCCCCAACAUUGCUUGGCUCCCAGCCAAUGACGCCAUCAUCAGCAGGCUACAGAACAAACAGCCGGUCCGCCUGCAGUUCGGGAAGCCCCCGGGACUGGUGGGUCACGCCACCUCACUGCAGUUUGAUGCCUUUGCCAGGGCACCUGGGCAGCCCAAAAUUGACCAUUUGCGUCGGCUUCACCUUGGGGCGUACCCCACUGAGGAGUGCAAAUCCUGUACCAGGUGCGGCUGCGUCACGAUGCUCAAAUCCCCUAACAAGGCAACGGCCGUGAAGCAGUGGGAACAGCGGUGGAUCAAGAACUGCCUCUGUGGCGGCCUUUGGAGGAAGAUGCCUCUUAACUACUCGUGACAGCACCCCCUGUGGGGAAGGAGGAAGGACUGCAGAGAGAGAUGGCCGUGGGAGAGGAAGCCCCAAACCCACAUCCUGGGGCACUGCAAGAGAUUGGCCUGAGCCUGGGCUGGGGGAUGAAAGGGAGAACUAGGAGGGCUGAACUCUUUUGUGGUUUACUUGGGAGGGGGGGAUGGAUUUAGAUGAAAAACCACCAAAGAGGAUUUAUGGAGGCCUGUCUGCAGACAUUUCUCACUACACAGAAGCGAUGGCGAAUAGAGCGGCUGAAGACUGCUCCCCACCUCUGUACCAGGAUCUGUCCCCUCUGUCCAAAAAUGGCUGCAUCUGGUACUGGAACUCUGGGUUGGGUCAGCAUCCCUUUUGUGAAGAAGGAGGUGGUUGAAUUCAGGGACACAAGCUUGCACUGGGGUGUGGGGGGGAGGUGUCGUGUUUCUGCACUGUAAAAAAAACAAAACCAAACCUCCCUGCAUGCGGUAAAGCAGCACACCAAGCAGGAGGUGGUGCUGAAAACCUUUCUUCCUGGUGCACUAUCUUUCUACAUGCAGGUGCGCUGCCUCAGUCUUUGCAAGAGUUCCUAGUUCUGUAUGUGCUCGAUGUGCCUCUAUGGGGUUUCUUUUCUAGCCCCCGAAGUCAAAGAGAUUUGCCCAGGGGAAGCGCACAUCCCAAAGAUCACCAUGCCAAUUCCACACAUUCCUGGGGCAUAUCCCCUGAGUGUGAUCUUGUUUCCCCUUCCAACCCCAACCUGUUUUUGGUGGCUUCACCGCUGCUGUUCUGCCAUGCACAGAAAGAGGAAAACUUCCUUGUAUGGAAGGAGGAGGAUAGGGAAGGGGUAUGGGGCAGUGUAAAAUUACCAGUUGUUUGUUUUGUAAAUCAAACUUUGA